Molecule: messenger RNA, 777 nt
Organism: Parnassius apollo (apollo)
Lineage: Eukaryota; Metazoa; Arthropoda; Insecta; Lepidoptera; Papilionidae
Source: the annotation of a GenBank genome assembly
AUGCAUCGCUUUUUUGCAGAGCUGGAGCCAUCUCUAUCCGUCACUGAGCAAAACCUGGCAGACCGAGUUAGGUACAUCCUGCGCUCCAACAUAUUUGGUGACGCCGAACUCGAGCGACUACGACGUGAGGCUAUUCCUUCAUCGAAUGGAAAUGCUACGGCUGGGAAUGCGGCGCCACUAGAUGCGCAACAAACUGCAUAUGUGGAUGCUGCCGUCAACAUUCCAUUUGUGGCUAAUUCAGACGAUGAUGGAAUAGUCUCCCACGAACUAGAGAAAAUGAGGAGCAUAUUGGAAGAGUCGAUGCUGGAAACGCGCAGCAUGCCUCUCGAAAAUCGACCGCGACUUCCCCGCAUACCCCUUAGCAAGCGAAAUCGGGCUGUCGUGCGGGCUCUUAACCCAAUGCUGGUGACCUAUUUGGAAGCCAGCCGGGACCUUUGCGAGACGGAUUCAAUUCUUUUUGGCGCCGCACUGGCAGUAUGCCGUAUUAUUGGCGCCAAACUUCCCGUGGCUGGACGUGCUACUCAAAAAAGUAGCGCCAUCCCAGCCUGGAGAAAAAGAAUUGAGGACCGUAUCACAAAGGCAAGGGCCCUUAUCGGCAGACUGACAAGCUUCAGGUCGGGUAAUAAUAGACCGAGGAUUAUGCGCACCGUUAGGAUGGCGUUUGCUGGGACAAAUAUCAGUUUGUUCCAGCCGGAUAUCACGCAAAAACUAACGGAGCGCAUAGAUGACCUGAAGCAAAAAAUCGCUGCUUGGGGGGAAGCGGAUUCGACGAUUUAG